Molecule: messenger RNA, 2250 nt
Organism: Passer domesticus (house sparrow)
Lineage: Eukaryota; Metazoa; Chordata; Aves; Passeriformes; Passeridae
Product: basic proline-rich protein-like
Exons: 1
Coding region: 1-2250 (749 amino acids)
Source: RefSeq, a predicted model, not a curated record
AUGCGCCGAGCUCCGCCUCCUGCGCCCGGCCCCGCCUCCUGCGCCCGGCCCCGCCAUAGCGCCCGGCCCCGCCUCCCGCGCCGAGCCCCGCCUCCUGCGCCCGGCCCCGCCUCCUGCACCCGGCCCCGCCUUAGCGCCCGGCCCGGCUCCUGCGCCGAGCCCCGCCCCCUGCGCCCGGCCCCGCCUACUGCGCCCGGCCACGCCUCAGCGCCGGGCCCCGCCUCCUGCACCGGGCCCCGCCUCCUGCGCCGAGCCCCGCCCCCUGCGCCCGGCCCCGCCUCCCGCGCCGAGCCCCGCCUCCCGCGCCGAGCUCCGCCUCCUGCGCCGCGCCCCGCCUCAGCAGCCGACCCCGCCUCCUCCGCCCGGCCCCGCCUCAGCGCCCGGCCCCGCCUCCCGCGCCCGGCCCCGCCUCCCGCGCACGGCCCCGCCUCAGCCCCGGGCCCCGCCUCCCGCGCCGAGCCCCGCCUCCCGCGCCGGGCCCCGCCUCCCGCGCCGAGCCCCGCCUCCCGCGCCGGGCCCCGCCUCCCGCGCCGAGCUCCGCCUCCUGAGUCCAGCCCCGCCUCCUGCACCCGGCCACGCCUCAGCGCCGAGCCCCGCCUCCCGCGCCGGGCCCCGCCUCCCGCGCCGAGCCCCGCCUCCCGCGCCGGGCCCCGCCUCCCGCGCCGAGCUCCGCCUCCUGAGUCCAGCCCCGCCUCCCGCGCCGAGCUCCGCCUCCCGUGCCCGGCCCCGCCUCCUGCGCCCGGCCCCGCCUCCUGCGCCCGGCCCCGCCUUAGCGCCCGGCCCCCCCUCAGCGCCCGGCCCCGCCUCCCGCGCCGAGCCCCGCCCCCUGCGCCCGGCCCCGCCUCCCGCGCCGAGCCCCGCCUCCCGCGCCGAGCCCCGCCUCCCGCGCCGAGCUCCGCCUCCUGCGCCGAGCCCCGCCUCCCGCGCCGAGCCCCGCCUCCUGCGCCGAGCCCCGCCCCCUGCGCCCGGCCCCGCCUCCCGCGCCGAGCCCCGCCUCCCGCGCCGAGCCCCGCCUCCCGCGCCGAGCCCCGCCUCCUGCGCCGAGCCCCGCCUCCCGCGCCGAGCCCCGCCCCCUGCGCCCGGCCCCGCCUCCCGCGCCGAGCCCCGCCUCCCGCGCCGAGCUCCGCCUCCUGCGCCGUGCCCCGCCCCCUGCGCCCGGCCCCGCCUCCCGCGCCGAGCCCCGCCUCCCGCGCCGAGCUCCGCCUCCUGCGCCGUGCCCCGCCUCCCGCGCCGAGCCCCGCCUCCUGCGCCGGGCCCCGCCCCCUGCGCCCGGCCCCGCCUCCCGCGCCUAGCCCCGCCUCCCGCGCCGAGCUCCGCCUCCUGCGCCGAGCCCCGCCCCCCGCGCCCGGCCCUGCCUCCCGCGCAGAGCCCCGCCUCCCGCGCCGAGCCCCGCCCCCUGCGCCCGGCCCCGCCUCCCGCGCCGAGCCCCGCCUCCCGCGCCGAGCCCCGCCUCCCGCGCUGAGCCCCGCCCCCUGCGCCCGGCCCCGCCUCCCGCGCCGAGCCCCGCCUCCCGCGCCGAGCUCCGCCUCCUGCGCCGAGCCCCGCCCCCUGCGCCGGGCUCCGCCUCAGCGCCGGGCCCCGCCUCCUCCGCCCGGCCCCGCCUCAGCGCCCGGCCCCGCCUCCUUCGCCCGGCCCCGCCUCCCGCGCCCGUCCCCUCCUCAGCCCCGGGCCCCACCUCCCGCGCCGAGCCCCGCCUGCUGCGCCCGGCCCCGCCUCCUGCGCCCGGCCCCGCCUCCUGCGCCCGGCCCCGCCUUAGCGCCCGGCCCCCCCUCAGCGCCGGGCCCCCCUCAGCGCCGGGCCCCGCCUCCCGCGCCGAGCCCCGCCUCCCGCGCCCGGCCCCGCCUCAGCGCCCGGCCCCCCCUCAGCGCCGGGCCCCGCCUCCCGCGCCGGGCCCCGCCUCCCGCGCCGAGCCCCGCCUCCCGCGCCGGGCCCCGCCUCCCGCGCCGAGCUCCGCCUCCUGAGUCCAGCCCCGCCUCCUGCGCCCGGCCCCGCCUCCUGUGCCGGGCCCCGCCUCAGCGCCGGGCCCCGCCUCCUCCGCCCGGCCCCGCCUCCUGCGCCCGGCCCCGCCUCCCGCGCCCGGCCCCGCCUCCCGCGCCGAGCCCCGCCCCCUGCGCCCGGCCCCGCCUCCCGCGCCGAGCCCCGCCUCCCGCGCCGAGCCCCGCCUCCUGCGCCGAGCCCCGCCCCCUGCGCCCGGCCCCGCCUCCCGCGCCGAGCCCCGCCUCCCGCGCCGAGCCCCGCCUCCCGCGCUGA